AUGUCGAGUCUAUACAAGCUCUCAAUUCAAGGGAUUAGAUCUUUUGAUACCAAUGGCUCGGAAACUAUUCAAUUCGGAUCACCUCUUACUUUGAUUUGCGGUCAGAAUGGUUCAGGGAAGACUACUAUAAUUGAGUGCUUGAAGUACAUUACAACCGGUGAUCUCCCCCCCAAUUCCAAGGGAGCUGCAUUUAUAUUGGAUCCUGAUGUCUGUGGUCGGAGUGUGGUGAGUGCCCAGGUUAAGUUGGCCUAUGUGAACAUGAAAGGUAACUCUAUGAUUGCCACUCGAACAAUGCAAUUGACGAAGAAACGUGGUGGACGAGGGACAACUACUGGCCACACGUUUAAGACUUUGGAAGGUAACCUUACAAUUAUUGAUAAGAACCAAGAUAAAAGGGCCCUUCUGACCAAAUCAUCCGAAUUGGACCUACAGAUCCCCCGUUCAUUGGGCUGUUCAAAAGCUAUUCUAGACUACGUGCUCUUCUGCCACCAAGAUGAUAGUCUCUGGCCCUUGAGCGAGGCCAGUGUCCUUAAAAAACGGUUUGACGAGAUCUUUGAAGCAUCAAAGUACACUAAAGUCUUGGACUCGUUGAAGUCGAUUAAUAAGGAAAUGACUCAAGACAUCAAACUUCUUGAACAAGGUGUAAACCACUUGAAAUUGGAUUCAGACAGGGCAAAACGCAUUAAAUACAAGCUUGAGCAAACCAACGAUAAUGUAGAGGCAUUAAUGGAAGGUAUUGUGGAAGUUAAGUUAAAGAUAGAGGAAAAAGAACAUGAAGCAGAAAAGUUGUUCAACACAGCUCAGGAUUAUGAACAAACAUUGGCAGAAUAUGAUGAAAUUAACCAUACAAUAGCAACUUUAACAAAACAGUUGGAAAGAAUCUCCAAAUCAAUGGAGUUUUUAACUGACAUGAGUGAUGACGAGUUGCUUAACCAACGUAAUAACUUUGAGGAAUUGAAUGAAGGGAAAAAGUCACAAAUACAAGUAUUAAAAGAAAAGUUCAAGACAAGAAAGGCCGAAAUUGAGCAAUUGAUGGCGAAUUUGAAUAAAUUAAUUCGGUUGGAUGGGACAUUAAGAGCAAGAGAAAGUGAUUAUGAAAAUAAUUUAAAAUUACUUUUGACCUUGCACAACGAAGAGUCUUUGGAAUUAGCAAAGGAAAAGCUUUCAAAAGAAUGUACGUUGUUGGAGAAAGAACAUAGUAACUUCCAGGCCGCAAGCAAGAAGGAAGAAACGGAGAAGAGAACAUCCCUUCAGAAAACUCUUGAUAGUAUCCUUAAAGAUAAACAGAAUGAGGAAUAUGCAAAACUGGAAUUGGCUUCUCUUACUGAUAAAAUUGCAAUAUCCAAGAAGCAAUUGGGACUUUUCAAGACGAAGGUUCAAGAUCUUGAUCUUAUGAAAACUGAACUUGAAGCAUUGGAAAAGCAAUUGAAUGAAAGAAAGUCAAAGAACGAAAUUGCUAUAAUUGAUAAAGAGAUUGAAUCUUCGAAGGGAAUAUUGGCUUCAAAGGAAAUAGAAAUCGAGGAGCUCAACAAAAAAAUCUCCAUCACAAACAAACAAUCAGGUAUCCAUUCUCGUAUUGCAUACCUUAAGGAGCAGAAUCAGAUGAAGCAACGAGCACUUGAUACCAUAUUACGUCAAGAAGAAGAACAAAUCAAAAGCAUUUUGGGCACACCUUUAGAUUAUAAGCAAUGUCAAUCUCAAUUGCAAAAGAUUCAAGAAUCAAACAGUUCAAAGUUGGAAGCACAAUCGAAUGUUGUAAAUAACAAGCUAAACGAGUGGCAGAAUGUUCGAACAUUCAAAUCUGCUGAAGAGGAAAAGCUCUCACUGUUGAACAAGCAAAUUCAAAAGAACAAGCAAAUUAUUAUGAAGGCAUCCUUGAGUGAAGAAGAUAUUAAUGAUUAUGAACAUCUUAUUCAGGAGUUGCAGGAUGAUUAUAAUACUACUUACGAAAACAUGAACACUGCAGAUUUAUCAAUCCAGUUCAAAGUGAAAGCAAUUGAAAUUGCCGAGAAGUCCAAUCAUUGUCAAUUAUGUCAGAGACCUUUUGAUACUCUUGGAUUACGGAAGUUCAUUACUUCACUUAAAGAAUCACUUGAAGACACCAAUUUGAAGGAGAAGCUUAAGACUCAAUUCAACGAAGCUAAGCAAGAGUUGGAGUCUGUAAAAUCUGUCAAUAAUAAUGUACUCCAAUAUAGAGGUCUUGUGAGUGAAGUCAACCUUUGCAAAGACCAAUUGCAAAAGCUUCAGAGCGAGGAGAUCACUACAAAGGCCGCCUAUGACAAAGAGAUUGAGUCAUUAAAUGAGCUAAAGAAUAUAUCACUGUCCACUGAUGCUAUUAGUGAAGUAAUUGGGAACAUUACUAGAUUUUACGGUGAACUAGGAAGUAAUGAAGCCCAGAUCAAAGAGCUUAAUGAUGAGUUGAAUGAUUAUGGAACAAACAACUUAUCAAUUACUGAAUUACAAAGUCGGCAAACACUUUUACACUCUGAAAGUAAGGACUUGCGUGAGGCGGUUGAGGAGAAAUCCGAAUCUAAGUAUCGGAUUAUACGUGAAAUUGGGAGGAUUGAAAAUAAAGUGAAAGAUAAUAAACUUGAAGUUAGUGAAUUGGAAAAGAAAAUUGGGGACAUCAAAAAUUUAGAGACUUCGGUUAAGGAAAUGGAGUCCAAGAUAACGGAAACGAAAACAAGAAUUGAUGAAAUAUCCAGUAGUCUCAGCAAGUUAGAAGAAACAAAGUCUAAAGAAUCUUUGGAGUUGAACGCCGUUAUUGAAAGAAAUAAUCUGAAACAGAAUGACUUGUCGAGUGUUCUAGAGAACAAAAGAUCUCUUCUCAAACGAUUCAUUGGUUUGUAUGACGAUGUUAAGUUGUAUGAAGCUGAAUAUAAGAAUCAACUUGAAGAGAAUAGAGACCAAAUAGUAAUGUUGGAGAGGGAUGAAACAAAAGGUAAAGAAGAACUUGGUAUUCUUGAUAACGAAAUAAGGAAGUUAGAAACUGAAAUUGCCCAAUCUUCUAAGGUUCAACAUAAUAUAAUUGUGAACAUUGACUAUAGGGAGACCGAACGUGAUAUUGAAAUUAACAAGACACGUUUAUCGUCUAUUGAUAUUGAAAGUGCAAAGAACAAGAAGGAAAGAUAUCAAAGGCUUUCCAAAGCAUUAAGAGAGGAAAUCUCUUCAUUGCACUCCGAUCAUGCUGGGAAAUUAGGGGAGGUGAAGGUUUUGAAAGAUCAAGUUUCAAAUUUGAAAAAGGAAUUAGACACAGAGUAUAAAGAUGUUGAUAAGAACUUCCAUGAAGAAUGGGUUAAGUUGCAAACCAAUAUGCUUGCUUCCAAUGAUAUUCAAGUAUAUUCCAAGGCUUUGGAUAAUGCUAUCAUGAAAUAUCAUUCCAUGAAGAUGGAGGACAUUAAUAAAAUUCUUCAAGAGUUAUGGACUCAAACAUACAAAGGAACUGAUAUCGAUUCCAUUGCCAUCAAAAGUGACGUAAAUUUACAGAACAAGGGGAACAGAUCAUACAAUUAUCGAGUUGUAAUGAAUAAAAACUCAGUCGAAUUGGAUAUGCGUGGGAGAUGUUCAGCAGGACAAAAGGUUUUAGCCUCAAUUUUGAUUAGAUUGGCUUUAGCUGAAUGUUUUGGGACAAACUGUGGGAUGAUAGCAUUAGAUGAACCAACCACUAACUUAGAUGCUGAAAAUUCCGAAGCAUUGGCUAUUGCUCUUCAUAGAAUCAUUCAAAUUAGACAACACCAGUCCAAUUUCCAGUUAAUUGUCAUUACACAUGAUGAAAACUUCCUUAGUCAUAUUAAUGGUGACCAAUUUGCUGAUCAUUUCUUCCGAGUUCAACGGAAUGAGAACCAACGAUCCAAGAUCUUUAGACUACCAAUUAGUCUGAUACACGGAGAAUAA
Lizanozyma spartinae is the source of this 3894-nucleotide messenger RNA. RefSeq names its product MRX complex DNA-binding subunit (gene RAD50). The coding region runs from base 1 to 3894 and encodes 1297 amino acids. The transcript has a single exon. Gene Ontology annotation, biological process: double-strand break repair; telomere maintenance via telomerase; telomere maintenance via recombination. The record is from RefSeq and is a predicted model, not a curated record. Lineage: Eukaryota; Fungi; Ascomycota; Pichiomycetes; Serinales; Debaryomycetaceae. Gene Ontology annotation, cellular component: nucleus; Mre11 complex; condensed nuclear chromosome. Gene Ontology annotation, molecular function: G-quadruplex DNA binding; single-stranded telomeric DNA binding; ATP hydrolysis activity.